This is a messenger RNA of Polypterus senegalus (gray bichir), 3656 nucleotides long. RefSeq names its product leucine rich repeat transmembrane neuronal 2 (gene lrrtm2). The record is from RefSeq and is a predicted model, not a curated record. Bases 221 to 1849 code for a protein of 542 amino acids. NCBI's taxonomy places the organism in Eukaryota, Metazoa, Chordata, Cladistia, Polypteriformes, Polypteridae. Gene Ontology annotation, molecular function: protein binding. The transcript has 2 exons.
UUUAAAGCAGUGGAUUUAAACAAAAAAGCUGUGGCUUGACAUGGAAUUUCUGCUUUCGUUACAGCUGGAGGGACUAAGCAUUGCUUUACUUAAGGAAAGAGCAAUUCCUUUUGUGAUUUCUCAAAAGGGCUUUUUCCCUCAUGGAUUUUCUUUCCAUCUCGUUGCUCAAGGAGUCUGCAGAGGAGGAUAGUUGAAUGCAGCCUCCAAUGUGCACAAAAGAAUGGGUUUCCAUUCAAGAUGGCCAUUGGUGGGUCCAACACCAGCGGCACUUUAUGUGAUCAGCAUGCUGCUACGUUUGCUCCCUGCAUCUGGCACAGCCUGCCCUCAGAAAUGUCGUUGUGAGGAUCUCCUCUUUUAUUGUGACUCCCAGAGUCUACAUUCUCCACCAGAUGGGGUGGACAGAGGUGCUUUAGGCCUUUCUUUGAGGCACAACAGCAUCACAGAACUGCGUCCAGACCAGUUCUCUGCUUUCACUCAGCUGACCUGGCUCCAUCUGGAUCACAACCAAAUUACAGCAGUGAGGGAGGAUGCCUUCCAGGGACUGUACAAAUUAAAGGAGUUAGUUCUGAGCUCCAACCGCAUCUUCCAGUUACCCAACAGCACCUUCAUUCACCUCAUCAAUCUUCAAAAUCUGGACCUCUCUUUCAAUUUAAUGACAUCUCUGGAACCAGAGCUUUUUCAUGGCUUACGCAAACUACAAACUUUGCACCUUCGUUCGAACUCACUACGCACUACUCCUGUCCGCAUCUUUUGGGAUUGCCGCAGCUUAGAAUUUCUUGACCUGAGCAACAAUCGUCUAAGAAGCCUAGCCAGAAAUGGCUUUGCUGGCUUAAUCAAGUUGAGAGAACUCCACUUGGAACAUAAUCAGUUGAGCAAAAUUAAUUUAGCUCACUUCCCAAGGCUCAUAGGCUUGCAGACACUUUACCUACAAUGGAACAAAAUCAGUAACUUGACAUGUGGAAUGGAGUGGACAUGGACCACCCUAGAAAAACUUGACCUUACAGGAAAUGAGAUUCGUUCCAUUGGCCCAGACGUGUUUGAGACCAUGCCAAACCUUAAAGUUCUACUGUUGGACUCUAAUAAACUGACCAGCCUGGACAUGCGGAUUUUGAGCCGGUGGAAAUCUCUAAGCAACAUUGGGCUUUCUGAAAACUUAUGGGAAUGUACCAAAAGGAUCUGCUCAUUGGCUACUUGGCUUAGCAAUUUUAAGGGCAGGUGGGAACACUCCAUACUAUGUUACAGCCCGGAAUACGCGAAAGGCGAGGAAAUACUGGACGCUGUUCAUGGAUUCCAGCUGUGCCAGAAUUUUUCAGCAGCAGUGGUUACACCAAGUACGGGUUCCCCAGAGGCAACAUUCAUACAGGAAGCCAGCAGUGAUUUUUUUGGAAUAAUGCCUGCAGACACUAUAGGGAGCUUGACUACAAUGACUAUUACUACAAGUACUACCAGAACCACUUAUCCUACAACUAAUCCCCCUAGACCAACUACUACUUCUCUGCUGAGCACAGAGACUACAGAGGAAGACAACAUUGAAGAUGACAAUACACUUCUUACUCAGCGAGUCAUCAUUGGUACCAUGGCUCUGUUAUUCUCCUUCUUCCUCAUUAUCUUCGUGGUUUUCAUAUCUCGCAAGUGCUGCCCUCCAACUCUGCGCCGGAUUAGGCAUUGCUCAGCCAUUCAAAAUCGUCGACAGAUGAGAAACCAGGCCAGGCAACCUAUGGCAGACUUAGCCACCCAGGUCCCCUAUAAUGAAUACGAUCCUAGCCAUGAGGAAGGUGCACUGGUCAUUAUCAACGGGUAUGGACAGUGCAAGUGUCAGCAGCUGCCUUACAAAGAGUGUGAAGUAUGAGUUGUUUCUCACUCCUUUUACUCAUUCAGUCACUCCCAAAACACAGGGUUUUAAUUAAAACAAAAAGGUGACUGUAAGUACAGCAUUUUAUUAAUAUACCCAUUUCAUUUUAUUUAUGUUUUACUAUUUGCAUAUUCAUGCUUUAUUUCUAUGAAGUAAAAAAGUCUAAUGAAAUGGUGCUACUUGAAUAAUUCUUGUUCAGGAGACAGAACCAAGGUUUAUUAAAAGAAAGCUAUACAAGAGGAAACACUAGAAAAUUUCAAGACAGUGUUAGCAUCCGAGCUAAAAAUCUGAAUGAUUAAGGGAAAAAGUGAAUAUUUACAGCCUUCAAAGCCUGGCUCCCUUGUUGCACAAUAAGAGGAGUUAUUCUGCCCUCUUGUGAUUCUAUAAGGGAACUAACAUUUCUUGUACAGUCAAUAAGCCUAAGCAAGUCAUCUUCUCAAAUAUGGAAAUCGGUUUAGGUUUCUCAAUAUGUUAAGAGUUUAACCUUAAUGCAAAAGCCACCAAGUUAGCUGCCACCUUGCACAAUUUCAGGGUGUGAAAUUUGUGUAAUUUUAAAAAGAUUUAUUCCAAAAAAGCAUACUUUUUAAACAAUCACAACUGUGCCCUAAGCAUAACUACUAUUGGGAAAUGCAAUGUGGAACAUGUAGCACUGUACAUUAUUGCUUUACUCAUGCUAGGCUUAAAUGUUUGCACACAAUUACCCUACUGCUUAUGUAAUUUUAAAACGGACCAUCCCAUUAUAACUCAUACACUAAAUUAGAAGCUACAAUAUGGGGUUUGUGGCCUCUCUAGUUGUAAACAUUAUGCACAGGCCAUAAAAAAAAAAUCUUUUCAAUGAAAAAUCCAACAUGUCUGGCUAUUCCAAGAAUCUUUGAUCAGUAUAGUGACUAAUGAAGGGAACUGAAGGAAAAAUGCUACAGUCACCCGAUCCAUUUAAGUUAAAUAGACAAUGAUAAAAGUGGCACUAACAUUUAAUUAAGGUUUAAAAAAACACCAUAGACAUACGGUGAUAGGUGAAAGCCAAGAAUGUAUCAGAGGGUGUAAUGUUUUGGAUUAAAGAUAUAUCAAUGUGAAGCAGUGUGCUUCAUCCUUUUAUGAAACACACUUACCAGCUACGUCUGUGCAGUAAACUGAGCUAAUUAAGAGUAAAAAUGUUGUAUAACCCAAAGUUGCGAGGCAGAAGCAUCUGCUCGUGAUGCUUACAUCAAGUAUAGAGAGGGCACAAAUAUACAUCGUCGCAUCACACAAUCUAAAGAGGAGACAUUUAUUGUAACAGAUUGCUAUUCAAUUAAAAAUCAUUUGCACAUACACAGAACACAUUUUAAAAGAAAGGGUAGGUUUGGGGUGGGCAACUGGAUAGCAUUCAUUAAAAUUAUAAUGACUAACAGUCAAAAGGUCUGUGUAACUAAGAGCGAUAGUCUUUAAAUCAUGCAUAACAUUUGUGAUAUCCAACAGUAUUCCACACACCCCACCAUGUUAAGCACAGUGGCAUACACUCUAUGCUAAUUAGCUUUACUCUGCAAUCCGUUAAAAAAAAAAGACGGAGCACGAAUAUCAACUCUCCUUAAAGGAUUAAGUCAUUAAAUAAGUUAAACAAAACAAAAAAGGUUAAAUUAAAUUUUUCUUGGCUAAAACAUGAUGCUUACAUAAAAUUGGUCUCGGUGGGUGCUGACAUCCCCCUAAUGUCUCCCCGUAACACGUUGAAAUAACUGCUUUUAGGAAAUGUGCCAUAUAUAAUUAAGUGCCAGGCAAACAAAGUUUGAUUUUACAUUAAAGUCUCUAACACAAAAAAAAAAAAAACCUA